AGAAACAACAACAACAAAAAUGGAACCAGCAACAGGUGCCAAUAACAACAAAGACCAAAUCGUCGACGUCCGCUCCGUCGUCGAAGCCGUCUCUGCCGACGACUCCUCCGACGCCCCUCUCUACAAAGUCGAAAGCCUCUGUAUGCGUUGCGGCGAAAACGGCACAACUAGUUUCUUGUUCACUGUUAUCCCAAACUUCAGAAAGAUUUUGCUCUCGGCUUUCGAGUGUCCGCAUUGCAAUGAGAGGAACAAUGAGGUUCAGUUUGCCGGUGAGCUUCAACCCAAGGGCUGUACCUACCGCUUGGAGGUGCCUUCCGGGGAUCCCAAGAUGCUUAAUAGACAAGUGGUGAAAUCUGAGUUCGCUACUAUCAAGAUUCCUGAAUUGGAGUUUGAGAUUCCUCCAGAGUCUCAGCGUGGAUCUUUGUCAACGGUGGAAGGGAUAUUAUUACGAGCAGCAGAUGAGUUGCAGGCACUUCAAGAAGAACGCAAGAGAGUGGAUCCUCAAACCGCUGAAGCUAUUGACCAAUUUUUGUUAAAGUUGAGAGCAUGCGCAACAGGAGAUUCAUCUUUCACUUUCGUUUUGGAUGAUCCUUCUGGAAACAGCUUUAUUGAGAACCUGUUUGCUCCAUCCCCCGAUCCAUCACUAAGUAUCAAAUCUUAUGAGCGAACUCCGGAGCAACAAUCAGUGCUAGGGUAUGUUGUUGACUCAUCACAAACAGGACAUGCUCAUGAUAUAGCAGCAACAAAUCCAAUUGGUCCUGAUCAGGAGCAAAGAGUACCACAUGGCUCAAUUGGUGCAGCAGCUGGUCAUCGAGCCAUUGCCCAGAGUAAUACUGUGGAAAUUUCUGAAGCUUUGUUUCGAUACUCUGCACCAGAGGAGGUGAUGACUUUCCCAUCAACGUGCGGAACUUGUACUGCAAAGUGUGAGACUCGAAUGUUUGUCACCAACAUCCCAUACUUCCAACAAGUAAUUGUCAUGGCAUCCACUUGUGACGCCUGUGGUUACCGCAAUUCUGAGUUGAAGCCUGGUGGAAGAAUUCCUGAUAAAGGGAAGAAAAUUACUCUUUGUGUAAAGAAUGUUAAGGAUCUUAGUCGUGAUGUCAUAAAGUCGGAUACUGCAGGUGUGAAAAUUCCAGAGCUUGAGUUGGAGCUGGGUAGUGGGACCCUCGGAGGCCUUGUUACGACUGUUGAGGGGUUGAUUACAAAACUUUGUGAAAGUCUGGAGAGAGUGCAUGGAUUUUCUUUCGGAGAUAGUCAUGAUGAAAACAAGAAAAGCAAGUGGUUAAACUUCACAGCAAGCCUAAAUAAGCUUCUGAGUUUAGAAGAGCCUUUUACAUUAAUUCUUGAUGACGCAUUGGCCAACUCUUUCAUUGCACCUGUGACUGAUGAUAUGAAAGAUGACCACCAGCUAUUGUUUGAGGAGUAUGAGCGGUCAUGGGAGCAGAACGAGGAAUUGGGUCUGAAUGACAUCGAUACCUCUUCCGCUGAUGCUGCAUAUAUCACUCAGGAGAUGGAGGCAGCAGACAAGACAGGUGUAAAUUAAUUUUUAGAACUGUGCCUCUUCCCAUUUUUUCUGGGCGGAAAGGGGAUGCUGUUGUGCAAUAGUAUUGUGUUAGCAAUUUACUUAUGUAGGUCUAAUGCAGCCUGUGGAAUAAUGUAUUCGAUCUUUGUUUAUGAAUUGAAUAAUCCAUUCCGAGUCGUGCCUUUCUGGGACUAUAUUUUG
Messenger RNA from Fragaria vesca subsp. vesca, 1723 nucleotides. RefSeq names its product zinc finger protein ZPR1-like. Gene Ontology annotation, molecular function: zinc ion binding. NCBI's taxonomy places the organism in Eukaryota, Viridiplantae, Streptophyta, Magnoliopsida, Rosales, Rosaceae. The transcript has 16 exons. Bases 20 to 1543 code for a protein of 507 amino acids. The record is from RefSeq and is a predicted model, not a curated record. Gene Ontology annotation, cellular component: nucleus; cytoplasm.